This is a messenger RNA of Kuraishia capsulata CBS 1993, 105 nucleotides long. RefSeq lists its product as uncharacterized. The record is from RefSeq and is a predicted model, not a curated record. The transcript has a single exon. The coding region runs from base 1 to 105 and encodes 34 amino acids. Lineage: Eukaryota; Fungi; Ascomycota; Pichiomycetes; Pichiales; Pichiaceae.
AUGGCCAAGUUGGUAAGGCACCUCACUAGUAAUGAGGAGAUCGUCAGUUCGAAUCUGGCUGGAGGCAUCUCUUUUUUUGCCGCGUACGACAGAAAUAUUUGCUAG